Messenger RNA from Limanda limanda (common dab), 2874 nucleotides. It is a transcript of the gene pla2g15, whose product is annotated as phospholipase A2, group XV. The transcript has 7 exons. Gene Ontology annotation, biological process: phosphatidylcholine metabolic process; ceramide metabolic process. Gene Ontology annotation, cellular component: lysosome. The record is from RefSeq and is a predicted model, not a curated record. NCBI's taxonomy places the organism in Eukaryota, Metazoa, Chordata, Actinopteri, Pleuronectiformes, Pleuronectidae. The coding region runs from base 176 to 1408 and encodes 410 amino acids.
CCAUCUGCUGAGCACCUCGUGACGUGCUCUCUCAGGAGGAAUCUCGUCAGAGGGGUUGAUUGUGUUGAUUGUGUAGAUUGUGUUGAAGCGGAACACAACCCCAGCGGACGGACACACACACAGCUGGACCCUCCGGAGAGGCUUGAUGGCCGCGGGGCGAUGAGAAGCGGAAGUCAUGGUCCUCUCUGCGCUGCUGCUCCUCGGCGUGUCCCUGGGUCUCUGCGGCGGGACUCCGCUGGAGACAUGUUCCGGAGGACGGCGGUGUGGACCGGCGAGACCCCCGGUGGUCCUCGUUCCCGGGGACCUGGGGAACCAGUUGGAGGCCAAGCUGGAUAAACCCAGUGUGGUUCACUACAUCUGCUACAAGAAGACGGACACCUUCUUCACCCUGUGGCUCAACCUGGAGCUGCUGGUCCCGGUGGCCAUCGACUGCUGGAUCGACAACAUCAGGUUGAUCUACAACAGGACCACGCACAGCACCAUGUCCCCUCCAGGCGUGGACAUCCGUGUCCCCGGGUUUGGACAGACGUAUCCCCUGGAGUACCUGGACCCCAGCAAACGCACUGUGGGCAUGUAUUUCUUUACAAUAGUGCAAGCGCUGGAAGAGUGGGGAUACACCAGAGACGAUGACGUCAGAGGAGCUCCCUAUGAUUGGAGGAAAGCCCCGAAUGAGAAUAAAGAGUAUUUCCUGGCGCUGCAGACGAUGAUUGAAGAGAUGGCAGAGAAAGCGGGGGGGCCCGUGGUGCUCAUCGCUCACAGCAUGGGGAACAUGUACACCUUGUACUUCCUCAACCAGCAGCCUCAGGCCUGGAAGGACAAGUACAUCAAGGCGUUCAUCUGCCUGGGGGCGCCGUGGGCCGGCGUCGCCAAGACCCUGCGCGUCAUCAUCUCCGGUGACAACAACCGCAUCCCAGUGAUCAGCCCGUUGAAGAUUCGCUCUCAGCAACGUUCGGCUGUCUCCACCGCCUGGCUGCUCCCCUAUGCCCACUCAUGGCCCAAAGAUCAGGUCCUGGUGCAGACGCCCUCCACCAACUACACCGCACAGGACUACAAGCGUCUCUUCUCCGACAUCGGGUUUGAGGACGGCUGGUCGAUGCGUCAGGACACGGAGCCGCUGGUGCAGGACCUCACCCCCCCCGGCGUGGCCCUCCACUGCUUGUUCGGCAGCGGCGUGGAGACGUCCGAGGCCUUCCGCUACUCGGACAAGUUCCCGGACGUGGAGCCCACGGUGGUGACGGGCGACGGCGACGGGACGGUGAACCUGCGCAGCGCCGUCCAGUGCAAGCGCUGGGUGGGGGGGCAGAAACAGCCCGUGACGCUGAAGGAGCUCCCGGGGAACGAACACGUGAACAUGUUGUUGAACUUUACGACUGUGAAUUACAUCAAGACCGUGCUGUUCUCCCCCUGAGGCCGGAAGACGCCGAGGGACAGGGGGACGCCGCUGGAACUGACUCGUCGCCUCUGUCUCUCUGAGCAGCGACCACCACAACAUCCCCUAAUAACUGCCACGGUAUAAAAGUAUUGGAAGUAUAUAGUAGGAUUACAGAAGGACAUUUUUUGAAUUAAUUUUAUAGCUGAAAUUAUACGAUUUUAUUUUAACGUCACGUUGUUUACUGUUGGUCACGCCGGAAUAUUGUGACCUUUUUUUUUAUCUUUCUCAGAAUUUGAACAAACCUAAGAUUUUACAUAAGUGUCAAACAAGCAGGGAUGAACCAGGGUGCGAGCGGCCGCGUGAGUUAUGAUCAACAUCAGGUCUUUUAUCAGCGUUGUGAAGAGAUUUCUGUGACUCUAAUGUUGUGAGGCUAAACGGUCAGGCACAUAUUUUAUUAUCAUUCCUUGUGCCACAGGCCACGUGUCAGUGCUUGUAAUAUAUUUAAAUGGUUUCAAACACACACACUGUAUAUGAACGUGGACGACACAUCCGCUUCCUCGUGUCGUACAAAGGUGACGCUGAAAUAUUGUGGAUUUGUGUGUCGGUAUUUGUUCUCCUGUGUCUGUGCCGUAGUGAUCGUGGUGCGGAGCUUAUGACCUGUACUGCAGCCAGCCACCAGGGGGCGAUCAAGAUAAUUUGGCUUCACUAUUUUUGGAGCCAUCUCGUCGUCCAUCUUUAUUAUAUACAGUCUUUUAAUUUACCAUCAUUUCAUUUCUGGUUAUCUUUUUGUUGCUAUUUUCAAUCGUGUUACAUGAGCUGUUAACUUUGGGAUUCAAACUAUAAGUUGGCAGGAAGUGCCUCUGUCCACACAGUUUUUCAUCUCUCUGUAUAAUCUAUAAGUUUAGACUUUUCUCUACAUGUUUUUCUUAAUCUUAGAGUGAACCAGGUGCCUCGACUGGGCUGGAUCCACACAAGCAUGAACACGGGGACUUUUAACUCAUAUUGGACGUUAUGGUUUUCUCUUAAUUUCCUGUUUUAAACCAUAGUCUGUAAAUAAAGAUGGACGAUGUGCCUCCACUUCCUCCCGUUGAACAAGAAUGAAACUGAACGUUGUCAUCUUGGGCUGGUGACUCCAUUCAGAGUCAGUCUGUACAGUAAUGAUGAUCGUGAUGUUGAGGCUCGACCAAUCACAGUCAGCCUAUGGUCUCAGCCCGUUUUUAUAGAAACAAUUAAAACCAAAGUUAUUGGAAAAAUGACAAACCAUCCCAUUCACAGCCACUAGGGGUCGAUCAAGAUGAUUUGACUUCACUAUAACGGGAGAUAUCAUGUCGUCCAUCUUUAGAUACAAUUGUUCGUGAUUCCUUUCAGCCCGAAUCUAAUUCUCUUGAGUGAUUGUCCUUGUGCCAUCGACAUUAUCUAACAAUCAUAUCUGCUAUGAACUAUCGUGAGAUUGUGUGUAAUGAACGUGUCGCCUUCUACAGAGUAAAACAUCUCAAAUGCUA